AUGGAUGUAGAAGAAUUCUUGGCAUAUAUGCAUUAUGAAUCUCAGCAGUAUAUCCCUAUAAAGCAAGAAGUAGAAAUAGUCUCAGCAAAAGAAGUUUCUAAAAAAGUUCCGGUAAAAUUGAAAAAUUUAAAAGAAAAACAAGCUGCAAAAAGGAAGAAUCAAAAGGCAGAAAUAGUUAAAAAGGAGAUCAAGAUUGAGAAAGAAGAAUCUGAAAAGCCUGUAUCUGUGAAUCUUGAACCAGUGUUUAAGAAAGAGGUUACAAAAAACACAUCUAUCUUUGAUCAUUCAUCAGAAGAAGAAAGUAAGAAUGAAAUUGUUCAUGAAGAGAAGAAACAGGUUGAAAAGAUUUCAGCUUUGAAGGUUGAAACAAAAGCUGAUGAUAAACAGAUUCCUAGGAAAUGCUUAAACUGUGAGAAAUCUGAAUCAGGAAAAUUAUAA
Molecule: messenger RNA, 438 nt
Organism: Helianthus annuus (common sunflower)
Lineage: Eukaryota; Viridiplantae; Streptophyta; Magnoliopsida; Asterales; Asteraceae
Exons: 3
Coding region: 1-438 (145 amino acids)
Source: RefSeq, a predicted model, not a curated record